AUAGCGAUAACCGCAGUAUCUGUGAUAACCGUUUCGUCAGCCAUUCCAUCAUAAUUCAUAAUAAUUUUUUUUCCCUAUUAUUUUCUUGUUUGUGUUAAACGAUUAGGUAUAUUGACGAUUGUAAAAAACGAAAUAUCUUAUCGUAUCGUUGUUGACAACUACAAAUGUGGUUUUCUCCAAUGAUUUUAUCGUGAAUACGACGAUAAGGUACGAUCGCGCCCGAUCAAUGACAGAUUUCAUUUUUCGCUAUCUUCGGUUCCGGUCUAUCGUCGUCGUUACAGCUUUAUAGUGUUUGUGUUUGAUUAUAAUUAUUAUCAUCGCAUCGCGCCUACCUAUCGUUAGAAAAAAAAAAAAAAUCGUCAUUUUCGGACCGAACAAAACAGUUUAAAUAAUAUUUGAAUAGCGAUAAACGGUCGUUCGCCGAUGAUUGCGAAAACGUGUAAAAGGUCUGGUGGAGCGGCCAUCGCCGCCGCUUGAUCGCAAAACCAUGACGCAGUCGUAUCAUGGACCGCGUGGGACCAUUGCCACCACCCAGCGCCACCAAUGCAACGCUAUCGGUGGACAGUUCCAAGGGACGUCUGGUGGUCGAUCGAAUAGACUCCAUUAGGAACCUGUUCGGAUGUGAGCUGCGGAUCGUCCACGGCGGUAAUGGGACGUCCCCGGCGGUGGUUUUCGCCGUCACCAGGUUGGACGAAUGUGACAACAAGGCACCCGACGAUCAUUUGAUCGAUCGGUUAAAGUGUUACGUGGACUCAUUGGACGAACUGCAGCUGCAGACACUUGAUGAGUGUAGCAACGACGAUUCGAGCUACGACUCGGACUUUGGUGGCGACGAUGACGCUAGUGGCAGCCAGCACUUUGGGGGCCAUCACGACAUCAGCCGUACUACGUCAGACACGCUCGGUGCCGAGUACGCGGAUUACGUGAGUGCGGCCGCGUACAAAUCGAGAGUUGACUUUGCGCUUAAGCUCGGUUACACUGAACGUUUGGUGCAGACAGCAAUCAGCAAGCUGGGUCCUGAACCUACACAGGAUCAACUAUUAGCAGAAUUGAUCAAGCUUGGUGCGCAAUGUGGUCACAAAUUGCACUGCGAGUCAGACGGUGAAGAAGCUCAAUCGAAUAACAUCAACGAUCCGCUACUUAGUCCGCAAGCGCCUAAACUUCGGCAUGUCGUCAUCGAUGGCAGCAACGUUGCUAUGAGUCACGGAAACAAAGAGACGUUCUCGUGUCGAGGUAUCAAAAUCUGUGUCGAUUGGUUCCGGAUGAGAGGUCAUAAAGACAUCACGGUGUUUGUGCCGAAGUGGCGAAAAGAAGCUUCGAGGCCCGACAAUAGGAGGAUUAUCGAUCAAGAUAUUCUAACAGAAUUAGAGCGCGCCAGGAUGCUAGUUUUCACUCCUUCUAGAGAAAUUGGUGGUAAGCGCAUGGUGUGCUACGAUGAUCGGUACAUUCUGCGUUUGGCUUCGGAACUCGACGGCGUUGUCGUAUCGAAUGACAACUAUCGAGAUUUAGCCAACGAGAGCCCGGCGUUCCGUUCGGUCGUGCAAAACAAUAUACUCAUGUAUUCUUUCGUUAAUGACAGGUUCAUGCCGCCAGACGAUCCGCUGGGCCGUUCGGGUCCUACCCUCGACGUGUUCCUCCGGAGUAAAGCGCCAGGCGUCGGUCUGACCGCCGUCAGUGCAGAGACUUGUCCGUACGGCAAGAAGUGCACGUACGGUAACAAAUGCAAGUUCAGUCACCCCGAGCGCGGUCUGCAGCCCGUCAAGUCUGUCACCGAACGGUUGAUGGAGCACGCCCAGCGACAGGGCUCGGCCGGCCGACAGAUCAAGGGUAAGUCGGUCAGUCUGCCACUGCAGCAGUCCGGCUCCAAUAACCAAAAAAAGCCGUUGACCCGGACGUUGUCCAACGUCCCGCCACCGACUACGACGACCACCCCGACAACCCAUCACCACCCUCACUGGAUGGUGGGUGGUGGCGGCGGCGGUGGCGGAGCGUGGUCGGCGCCACCGCCGAGCUCAAACAACGCGGUGUAUUGCGGUAGGGGCAAGCCCGCCGAGUCGUCCGAGCCCGACCCGGAUUGCAGCAACUUGCACCACAAGUUGCAGCGGCAGCUCACGCUGAACCCGACCUAUGACCCGCGUCUGGUGCAUCUGCGGCAGAGCCAGCACUGCAACGUGACGCGAAUAGCGUCCGCUCCACCCGUGCCCAUGCCGCAGCCGCCGAUGAACAUGGCGCCGCACACGGUGGCGGCCAGCUGUUCGGACCCGCAGAUAUUUCCCGGUUACCACGAGGCCAGACAAAAGCUUUACUACCACCUGGCGUCCAUAUUUCCCGAGGAACAGGUGUCGGCAGCCAUGCAGUACUACCCGAACGAGACCAAUCCCCAAAAGAUUUGUGCUGCUAUUCUGAACAUGUUCUCGAAGACGUGAUGACGUGGACGCAUUUGUCUGUUCACAAAUGUGAUUUUGUCUGACAAUAUAUUAUAACGUAUCGGUAUAUUAUAUUAGCUUAUCGACAAGACGGCGACACUCGAUACAAUGUAUCUGAUUAUUAGUGUUGAUUUAUUCUUAAAUCAUGUAUGAUAUUUGUGUAGACUAUUAUGUUAAUUUUGUUGUUUAAGUGUAUUUUAAGUCGAUAUUUUUAUACUUCUAUGUUUUCGUUAACUUGUCAAAAUGACAGAACAUCGCGAUAAUAAUAAUAUUUUAAUUUUUUAA
Melanaphis sacchari is the source of this 2711-nucleotide messenger RNA. Its product is annotated as probable ribonuclease ZC3H12C. The transcript has 6 exons. Gene Ontology annotation, molecular function: RNA endonuclease activity; mRNA binding; metal ion binding. The record is from RefSeq and is a predicted model, not a curated record. The coding region runs from base 504 to 2426 and encodes 640 amino acids. Lineage: Eukaryota; Metazoa; Arthropoda; Insecta; Hemiptera; Aphididae. Gene Ontology annotation, cellular component: nucleus; cytoplasmic ribonucleoprotein granule.